UGGGGGCUCUUCCCGGGCAAAAAGAGGCGGAGGAGAGAGAGACCCGCGCCCGGCCCUCCUACGGGUUGAACCCCGGGUCCCAUGCUCCCCAGCCGCUUUCUUCAUGCAGGGGGAAGCGGAGAUGCCGGGAAGGCGGUGGGGAUCUGUGGAGUCCCUUCUUGCCCCGUGUCCGGGGAAGAGCCCGAGUGGGGGGAGGGGAGGAUCGGCCUUGCGGAGGCUCAGCAGGAGAGGAGAGAAGCCGGGCGAGGAGGAGGCAGGAUUCGCAUCAGGCUCCCUGUCUCGGGAGAUACAGAAGCUCAAAGCCGUUUCUAGUGUUUGCGAGGCAAAAUGAUCUCUUGGGCAAAGAGAGCAGAGUAACCUGCGGUGGCCAGUCCUGCAACAACAGAAACCAUCCUAUGAAUGAAAAGGCAUUGGGAGAUCCACAAGGUUCUUGGGACCCGUUUGGAGUUCUCUUGCAGACCAGAGAUAGAAUGGAGACACCACUUUUAGCAAGUGAAGCCACUCCAAAAGGCCCUCUUCGGCCUGAGAGCUGUGGGGAGAUCUGGGCAAGAGCUGGGCAGAAGAUCCUGGAGGAGGAAACCAUCCCCCCUUCAGAAGUUCAGCCCUGCAACUUCAGGAGCCUCCAAUACCAGGAGGCUGAGGGUCCCCGAGGACUUUGCAGCCGACUCCACAACUUUUGCAGGCAAUGGCUGAGACCAGAAAAGCACACCAAAGCCCAGAUGCUGGACCUGGUGGUUCUGGAGCAGCUCCUGGCUCUUCUGCCCCCAGAGAUGGAGACCUGGGUGAGGGAAUGUGGAGCAGAGACCAGCUCCCAGGCGGUGGCCCUGGCGGAAGGCUUCCUCCUGAGCCAGGCAGAGGACCAGAAGGAGCAGGUAGAGUUGGAGUCCUUCACUGUGGAGAUCAGAGAUCCUGAAGGAAGGAGGAAUCCAUCAAAUCCCCCUGAGGAUCUGUUUUUCAGGACGAUAUCUCAGGAAGAGUCAAGUCAGGACACCUUGGGAGGGAAACAUAGAAUGAAGUUUUCUGGUCUUUAUGGCGGACCUGAAACAGUGGUUGAGCCUCCAAAUCAAGUGGGUCCUGUGUCCUUUGAGGAGGUGGCUGUGCAUUUCUCCGAGGAGGAGUGGUCUCAGCUGGACCCUGACCAAAAAGAGCUGCAUUGGGAAGUCAUGCUGGAAAAUCAUAGGAACUUGGCCUCUCUGGGUAAUAAUGGGCAGGAGAAUCAAGAUUCGUUUGAACUGUUCCAAGUGAUCAGUGCUGGAGAUGGAACCGAGAACUCUGCUAUUCAAAAGGAAGUAGAAAGACAUGAAAGAAACAAGUUAAAUAACUGGAAUCAGGAAAGCUCAUCUUCUAUUGAUGCUUCGAUGGAAGAGUUUUUUGCCCAAGAAGGGAAUAUAAAGAAAUAUAUUUGGAAAAGUGUGAAACUAAUCAAAGCUAACUUACAUGUAAAUGAACUCUUUCCAAUCCAAAACAAACAAGAUGCUAUUAACAAACACUAUGGAAAAAAUUACAAUGGGACUUCCCCCCCUUCUCUUGGGAAUAGGUCCCUUAUAUCUCAAAAUGGUAUCCACAGAGAAGAGAAACCUAAUGACUGUGUGGAAUGUGGAAAAAGCUUCAGAACAGGCAGUCAACUUAGUUUUCCUGAAACGAUCCAUACAGGACAGAAGCCAAAUACAUGCAUGAACUAUGGAAAUAACUUUCAUGAUCUUACUUUACAUAAAAUGAUUCACACAAUGAAGAAACCAUAUGAAUGCAUGGAAUGUGGAAAGGACUUUAUGUCAAAUGGUGGUUUUCUUUAUCAUAAAAAGAUCCACAAAGAGGAGAAACCACAAAAAUGCAUGGAGUGUGGAAAGACCUUUGCUCACAGGAGUCAACUUACUAAACAUAAUAGGACCCACAAAGAGGAUAAGCCACAUAGUUGCAAGGAUUAUGGAAACUGGUUCAGAACAAUAUGUUCCCUUGUUCUCCAUGAAAUGAUCCACACAAGACAGAAGGUAUUCAAAUGUGUGCAGUGCGGAAAGUGCUUUAGGAGAAAUUGUGAUCUUACCAUGCAUAAACGGAUCCACACAGGGGAGAAGCCAUAUAAAUGCAUGGAGUGUGGGAAAGCCUUUGCUCACAGGAAUAAACUUGCGAUCCAUAAAAGGAUCCACACAGGGGAGAAGCCCUAUAAAUGCGUGGAGUGUGGAAAGACCUUUGCUCAGACCGGUGGUCUUAUUUCCCAUAAAAGGAUCCACACAGGGGAGAAGCCAUAUAAAUGCAUGGAAUGCGGAAAGAGCUUCAGUCGGAGUGAUUGUCUUACUUCUCAUAACAGGAUUCACACAGGGGAGAAGCCCUAUAAAUGCCUGGAGUGUGGAAAGAGCUUCAGUCGGAAUGAUUGUCUUACUUCCCAUAAAAGGAUCCACACAAGGGAGAAGCCCUAUAAAUGCCUGGAGUGUGGAAAGAGCUUCAGUCGGAGUGAUUGUCUUACUUCUCAUAAAAGAAUUCACACGGGCCAUGCCAUAUAAAUUCGUGGAAUGUGCAAAGGGCUUGUAAGGUCUUGCCUCUCCAGUCUACCCAAGAAAGCAGGGCUCUUAAAAUUCUAAAAGGAGCUUUUAUUGAAAGACUUAUGAUAGCAAGAGGUCUUGGCAGAAACUAAAUCUUCCCACUUAAAAACAGUACAGCAAUGUAGGCAACAUAAACAUAAACUUCAUAUAGAGAUCUUUCCAAUCCUCCCAACAGAAUGCCAAUGUCACAGUAGAAAUAUAUGGGGCUUGACUGGUUUCUUUCAAAAAUUGAUUACUUAUGUUACAUAAAAGGACCCACACAGUAGAAAAGCUUUAUAGAAGCAUGGAGUUUGGAAAAAACUUUAUUCAGACCAGUCUUCUCAUCAGAGGUGAAAUGCGACUGGUUCGCUCCGGUUUGGGCAAACCAGUAGUGAUAAAAACUACCGGUUCGGUAGAAUUGGUAGUUUUAAAAAGCUACGACUUCAUCUGAACCGAUAUUUCCAAUGAUCAGCUGUGCCAAGUGGUUUAGUUUUCUGCUUUCUAGCAAAGCUAAUUUGCGCAGCACAGCUGUUUCCCCCCCACUUGCUGUUCUACUUACCUAGUGACGUCUUUUUCUAUGCAAAGCACAUGUUUGGUGUGCAGUGCACAUACAUGCGCAGUGUGCUUUUGGGAUGUGCUGUGCUUGUGCGCGUGUAGUGGGGUGGAUCAUGCAUGCGCUGGCAGCGAACCAGUGGCGAUCUGAGGAGUAUUUCACCACUGCUUCUCAUACAAGGAUCCACAUGGGAGAAGGUAUAAAAAAUGUAUGGAGUGUGGAAAGGGCUCCAGUCAUAGUAGUUCCCUUACCUAUCAUAAAAUGAUCUAUACAAAACAGAAAUUAUAUGAGUAACUUGGAAAAAGCUUCAGGAAAAGUAAUGACCUAAUUUUAUUUUUUUAGCUUUUAAAUAUAUUUUUAUUGUUUACAUAUAGAUAUAUUGAAUACAGUGUAAUUGUCCUGGCAUUCCACUUGCCAUGAAACAAAGGUAAAAACAAAAUACCAUAUAUACUAUUUUAAAUAGUGCUAGUGUUGUACAGUUAUUUCUGUCAUAUUCUAGAAUGUCAAUUUAUCGUAUCAUUCUAAUACAUUCUAAUACAUAGUACCUCUCCAUGUCCACCUAACCUGAUUAUUUAGAAUUCCAACUUCUACCUCUAACCAUUGAUAGAAUCUAUUCCAUGUAGCAUAGUAUUCUGUAUCUUUUAUUUUUAGUGUUAGUCUGUCCAUUUCCGCACAGACUAGCAUCUUCCUUAUUGUCUCCUCUGAAGGGGUGUUUUCCCUCUUCCAUUGCUGCACAUACACAAUUCUUGCUGCGGUCAAGAUGGGUAAUAUUAGUUAAUAUUGUCCCUUUAUCAUAACCAUCUGAUAUAAUGCUUAAUAAAAAUAAUUCUGACUUAAA
Messenger RNA from Ahaetulla prasina, 3907 nucleotides. Its product is annotated as zinc finger protein 436-like. Gene Ontology annotation, cellular component: nucleus. Gene Ontology annotation, molecular function: RNA polymerase II transcription regulatory region sequence-specific DNA binding; DNA-binding transcription factor activity, RNA polymerase II-specific. The record is from RefSeq and is a predicted model, not a curated record. NCBI's taxonomy places the organism in Eukaryota, Metazoa, Chordata, Lepidosauria, Squamata, Colubridae. Bases 396 to 2498 code for a protein of 700 amino acids. Gene Ontology annotation, biological process: regulation of transcription by RNA polymerase II. The transcript is spliced from 6 exons.